CUGCGGGCACCCCGGGGGACGCGGGGCUGCGGGGCUGCGGGGCUGCGGGGCCACCCUUGGCUGGCAACGCCCCUUCAGAGCAGAGUCCCCACGCUUUCCCCAGGUAGGGGACAGGAGACACCCCCAGGUGCGGGGUUGAGGACAUCCCCGCUGAGACUGGGACACCCCAGUGUGGGACACGGGGCUCUGCACAGCGGGGGGAUGAAGGCGGCAGAGAACUGUCCUGGGAUGGGGCAGGGUACCGAGAAGCGCCCCCAGGGAGGGGAACGGGGGUCCCAGGUAGGGGAGGGGACACUGAGGCCACCGCCACAGUCCUCACAGCGUCCUCCGAGAGCUGGGGGGGGGCAUGCGGGAUCUGCUGGGGGAGAGGGGGUGUAGGAGAGCCUUCUCCCACCCCAAUUGGGGGAGAGGUGCCCCAUAAGCAGCCUCCACCCCAUCGAUCCCACCCCCUCUGGCACCCAUGAUUUUGGGGUGUCUCUCGCAGGAUACCACAGCCCCAUCCCAGCACAGCCACAGCCACCCCAAAACAGGAAGGUGCCGUCCUCCUGUUGUGCGGGCACCCCAAGAAAAGCGCAGUGCAGACCCCAGAGCUGCCACCCUCCAGCUUUAGCCACGCCGGUGGGCGGCAGUGGGGCAGCAAUGGGGCCGCUGGCGGCUGGGCUGCCCCAGCACAAAGAGGAAUGCGCCGAGCACAUGGUUCACAUUAGCCCUGCAGAUUGAUUUUUUUUUUUCCCCUUUAUUUUCCGCGGGGAGCAGGUGAAGGUUUGCGUGCAGGGCGAGGGCUGGCAGCGCCGGGACCCGUUUAGGUUCCGCCGGCGGGGAGGGAGGGAGCGCAGCCACUCCGGAUUCUCCUUUUUCCUCCCUUUUCUUUGAGUCAGAGGCUGAAGUCAGCAGCGUGCCCGUCCCACAGCGAUUUCCCCACUGCACAGGAUGUGGGGAUGCCCGUGAGCAGGAUUUAGGGAAGCAGAGCUGCCCCGUGCUGAAUGCGGAGUGCUGCAUGAGACCAGGCAACUCAUCACACAGGUAUUGUUCUGCAGCACGGCAGGGAUGGAUGCAGCGCUGGAUGGAGCCUGGGGGUCCCCGGGAGCUGUUUUGGAGGGGGAAGCAGGGAGGAAGCAGGUCCUGGCUGCUUUUCCCAUUGCUGAGCACAGCCCUUUUCCUUCCCGACUGGGGUCAGCCAGGGUCGGGCGCAUCCUGCCUAUGCGGUGGCCGCUGUGCUUUACAAUCCCAUUUUCCACAGGCAAGGUGGGUUCCUCCCGCAGUUUGAUCCCAGCUGGGGUCAGUAAGAGAGGAAUAAAAGAGGGUUACAAUGCUUGCAAAAGGCUGGGGUUGGUAAGGAAUGCCUGGGACAAAGUGGGGGAUUUGGGAAGCUGCGCACGCUGCCCGCAGCCAGGUGCUCUCCAGGUGCCCUCACCGCACCAGGCACGAGGCUGUUUAUUGCUGUGACCUGGGGCGGGGAUGCCCGUUCCUUAUUGCCUAUCCAGGAAGGGGAAGAGGAGGCGGGUUGAGGCUGAAGGACAGCGGCAGCCACAGGCACACCGCACUGCUGGGGCGCUGGCACAUUCCUUUCUGCUUUCUUCUUUUUUGUUUUUUCCUUAUUUUUUCUUCCCCGAAACCCCAGCCCACGUCCAGCCCCUCUGCCGUUUCUGCGAUGCUGCCCAGGAAGGCAGAGAAAAGGAUGACUUCAUCUGUCUUCAUCACCCUGGCGUCCCCACGGAGGGAGGCGGCCCCCAGCGAGCAGCCCCACACAGGGCUGUCACCAGCUGUCCCCGAGGGCAGCCCUCGCCCCCCGACGACCCCAGCGCUGCCCAAUGGAGAAUCCUGCCCUCACUCCCCAGCAGUGCCUUCAUCCCCACUGGCUCUCAUCCUCUCCGAAGAGCCCCAGCCCCUCUCCACGGAGGCACUGGCUCCAGCUCUGCAGCAGCUGGACCUUGCAGCACCCACCACGGCGCAGGCUCCUUUUGCCUUCCCUGCUGAACUGAGGCCUCUCCAAGUUUGCCAGGGACAAGCAGACAAGCUGCAGUGGCAGGAUGCAAAUGGGCACGGGGAGAGGAACGGCUCCCGAGACAUCUGCGCCUUCUGCCACAAAGCCGUGGGCCCACAGGAGCCAACGGUGGAGGCGAUGCGGAAGCAGUACCACGCUGACUGCUUCACCUGCCGGACCUGCCAGCGACGCCUGGCCGGCCAGCGCUACUAUCAGAGGGAUGGCCGCCCCAUCUGCGAUGCCUGCUACCAGGCCACACUGGAGAAAUGUGCCAAGUGCCAGGGGCUGAUCACUGAGCGCAUUGUGCGUGCCCUGGGCAAAGGCUUCCACCCCGGCUGCUUCGCCUGUGCUGCCUGCGGCCGGGCCAUCGGUGCUGAGAGCUUUGCGGUGGACGAGCAGGGCAAGGUGUACUGCGUGGCUGACUUCUACAGGAAAUUCGCCCCGGUGUGCGGUGCCUGCAAGUGCCCCAUCAUCCCUGAUGAGGACACCUACAAGAUCGAGUGCCUGGGACGGAGCUUCCACGAGAGCUGCUACCGCUGUGAGAGCUGUGGGACGCCGCUGUCGCCGGAGCCGACGGAGGACGGGUGUUACCCGCUGGGCCACCACCUGCUCUGCAGAGCCUGCCACAUCUGCCGGCGGAACGAGUCGUCCUGCUGAACUGCAGGCUGUGAGAAGGGCCGGGCCACUGGGAUGGACCCACCGAGAGCAGCAGUGUGAUCACCACAGUGUGCCAGGACCCCAGCCGUGCAGCUCGGCCUCUGCCAGCUGCUCAUCACAAGAAGAAAAAGCCCUGGAAGAGCAGUGGUGGUGGAUGAGCUGAGGGUUUGUUCACUUUUUUUUUUUUUUUUUAAUCCUUUUUUGAAGUUGGUUUGAUUUCUUCAGUGUUUUUCUUUCCUCUCAAGCUUUCUUGGGGCUUUGUUUAAACACUUCUCUCUGUGGUGAUGCAGAGAGCAGCACUGAUUUAGCUCCUUGUCAUUACAUAAAACCCCGAGCUAAAAAUGCCGUCUCUUUCAUCCGCCCGUUUCCUGUGUCCCAAACUUACAGAAGGCAAGUUUAAAAAGAAGGAAGAGGCCACAUUGGGACCUUGUGGGUCACCUCGGCUGGUAGGAGGCUGGGCACAGCUUGCUCGGGCUGCUGGCUGAUAGCACGGCUGGGGUGGGCUGGGAUGCGGCGAUCCGGCGGACGGGAGAGCAGGAGGUCUGUGCCGGGCCGGACCGGGGGUUCUGCAACGUGCCCGGUGUUGGUAAAGGAUGCGUGGUGUUUCUCUGCUCCGUCUCACAAAAGUCCCAGGCCGGCAGAGGGCAGCAGGAGCACAAAUUCCUCCAAUGGGUGAAAAAAGUGCCUGAUUCCUGUCUUCUGCGUGCAGCAACGCUGGUACCGAGGCUGAGGUUUAGCAUCUU
Messenger RNA from Lagopus muta (rock ptarmigan), 3384 nucleotides. It is a transcript of the gene FBLIM1, whose product is annotated as filamin binding LIM protein 1. Gene Ontology annotation, molecular function: filamin binding. Gene Ontology annotation, cellular component: stress fiber; focal adhesion. The transcript has 7 exons. Bases 1340 to 2641 code for a protein of 433 amino acids. Lineage: Eukaryota; Metazoa; Chordata; Aves; Galliformes; Phasianidae. Gene Ontology annotation, biological process: cell-cell adhesion. The record is from RefSeq and is a predicted model, not a curated record.